Hemiscyllium ocellatum (epaulette shark) is the source of this 5623-nucleotide messenger RNA. RefSeq names its product membrane protein FAM174A-like. Lineage: Eukaryota; Metazoa; Chordata; Chondrichthyes; Orectolobiformes; Hemiscylliidae. The coding region runs from base 191 to 649 and encodes 152 amino acids. The transcript has 3 exons. The record is from RefSeq and is a predicted model, not a curated record.
GUUUGUUCUCCACGUGGCGGAUUCUCUGGAGAAAUAAACAAGCGGCUCCACGUCCGGCAUGACUGUCAGAGUGCUCGCGCUCCCUCAGUAACGGUUAAAGGCUGGGCCUCGCGCUGGAGCCGGGCCUCGAGCGGGAACUGGGCCUCGCGCCGGAGCUGGAGUCGCACCCGGGUUGAGCCGCGGUUUUGCCAUGUGGCUGUUGGGGCCUCGGUUGCUUUGGCUGUGUUCGCUGAUGUGGGCCGCGGAUGCGGUGUUCAAUUCGAAGACGUACGGGAGGAUGCAAGAAAACCUACCCAACAAGGUCCCUGUGCAGCAAGUAAACAGCAAUAACAGCAGCAGCAACAACGGGAGCAGUCCUGGCAUGGCGGCCGGAGGUAAACCCAUCAAGGACGGCGAGUACAACAGCAAUGUGCCUGCUGAUGAACAGACAAUGAUGAUCCAGCGGGCUCUCUAUGUGCUCGUCGCUGUCACCGCCUUGGUGGUUGUGUACUUCGUGGUGAGGACCAUCAGGAUAAGAAAGAUUCACAGAAAGAACCGGAAGUAUGGUGUACUGAGUACAAAUCUUGAAAACAUGGAAAUGAAGCCUUUAGAUCAGGAAGAUGAUGAUGAGGAUGACACAUUAUUUGAUGUACAUCAAUCAAGAAGGUAAAUGCAGACAGUCUUAAGAGGGUGCCCUGCAAGAAAACCAAAGCUGUAGAGUAAUAUAAAGAAACUACCUACAUCUUGAUAUACCAGAAUGAGCUCCAAGUCUGUGUGUUGUGCGCGAUUGUAAGUUAGUGUAAUUUUGUAGCUCUAAUUUCUUGAAAAAUGCACUAUUUUAAUAAGGUAAAGCUUUUGAUUCUGAUAAUAAAUGUAAAUUAAAAUUGAGAAUGUAUUUUUUUAAUUCCUUGCUAAAACUGAGAAUUAUCUUUUUUUUAAGGUUGCAAAUUCUCGACAUUUCUUUUGUACUUGUGAAUGCUAAUCUGAGUUUAAACAGAAAUAAUCUGGGAGAUAGAGUUUUUGCUGGUUUAAAAAAUCAAAUCUGUUCCUGAGUCAAACUCCAGCCCCUUUUUAAAAUUGCAAUCAGACUCCUAUAAUAAUAGUCUAGUGAUGGGAAUCGUAAAAAAAAAGAACUGGUGGCUAAAAUUAGAUCUAGAGGUAAUAAGAUUUCCUUGGCAAUAUAAAUUGUUACUGUGGCUUGGAGCCCUAUGAGAAGGUAUUGGUACUGUAUAGUAAUUUGUUUAAAAUGAUUUUUUUCUGUCAUGUCAAUAUUGUAGAUAAUGUGUAUUAUAUAAGCAUUAAAUAUUAGCAUAUGUUUUGUACAGAAUAUACACUAUAUGAACAAACUAGGCAAAUGUUUACAAACUAACUACCUGAAGAGAAUUCCUUUUAUUUAUUUCCUACAUUUCUUUCCUUUUUUUUCAAAGCAGCAUAGAAAUUUGAAAGAAUUUUUGCUUAAUGUUGAUCAGUGCUUCACAAUUACAUUUCUAUAAUAGUUUAUAGCUUUUUGAUAAAUGAUGAUCGUUCAGUACUUUUUGAGUAGGCGCACCAUUUCAAAAUAUGUUUCAAAGUGACAUCUUGAGUUUUAUGCCCACUGUGCAACAAUCCCCACCACAGGCAGAGAAAGGAUGCAGGUCCUAGAACUUGCCCUAGGUGGAACAGGAAUCAAACUCCAUGUUGCCCAGAGUUAUGGAUAGUGACGGCAGAAGCUCUAAUUUAAUCCCAUCACAUGACUGACACAGAAAUGUUUUCCAUUCUUGCUGCCUGCCAUUGUUUGGAAGGAUUUUGAAAGUUGACGCUCAACCUGUUUGGCCACUUUAUGAAUACACCUUCCUUGGCCAUCAAAUCCCUGGACUGAGACUUGAACCAUGACCUGCAGGCUCAGAGGCAGGAAUGCUACCCACUGCUCCACAAACCAUCUCCUAUCGGAUAAAGCAGCUUUUUUAAAAAAUAAAAUAGAAUACUGACAAAUAUAAUGUUUUGACUCUUGUAAAUUAAAGCCACACUUAUUUGUAUCCACUACAUUUCCUUGGUGUCUUCAGUUCAGGUUCCUAAUGAGAAUUGUAUUUGAGGCUUUGAUUUUAUUCAAAAAAGCUUUUCUUCCACCUAUUCUUAAAUAAACAGUUUUCUAGCUUCAAGCCCAGUGACCAUGCUAGUACUUAUCAGAUCACAUCUGAAAUCCUUUGUUUGUACAACAAGAGCGUAGAAAGUGUAAGUCCAGAAAAUUUCGAUGAAUUCAGGGAUUUGGUGCAAUUUUCUAAAUUAUCCUCAUUCAUCUGGUACUGAGAUCUUCACGUUUAAUAAUUAAGAUAUGGCUGUAGAGCUUGUAAUAAUUUGCUACUCUCAGACCUACCUUUUGAACAGGUCAGUUAAAGUGCUUCCUAGUUUAGGUUACUCCUCUGCUUCACGUGGGCAGCAUGGUAAGUGGGUCCCUGGCACUGCUUCCUCAAAGUGCCAGGGACCCUGGUUUGAUUCUAGCCUUGGGUGACUGUGCAAACUCCACACAGACAUUGUCCCUGUGCCUGUGUGGGUUUCCUCCAGAUGCUCUGGUUUCUUCCCACAAUCCAAAGAUGUGCAGAUUAGGUAAACUGACCAUGCUAAAUUGCCAAUAGUGUUCAGGGUUAGUAGAGUAGGUGCAUUAGUCGGGGUAAAUAUAGGGUAAGGGGAAUGGGUCUGGGUGGAUUACUCUUUGGAGAGUCAGUGACUUGUGGGGCCGAAUGGCCUGUUUCCACACUGUAGAGAUUCUUCUUUUUUUAAAAAUACCUCCAUCCUCAGCUUCGUAUGAUAAGAAUCCAGUUAAAACCAUUAUUUUUCUAGAUCAUUGAAUAGUGACAGCAACAUAUUGUGGCAUUUAAAUUAUACCUCUGGAUGUCCCUAAACUUCCCAGAGUUCAGAGGUGUUGAUCCAGUUCAGCACAAGCUCUUGAACUUACAUUAAUAUUGUUUAAUAAAGUCUUCAUCACUUGUAAUGCAAUAGAUCCACCAAAUCUGGAGCAAACAGGUUUCCACUUAUAGCUGUUUGUCUUUAAUUAACAAUUCUUCAUCUGUUCUAUAUUUUAAGAAGAAAGUCAGAAGAAUUCCCAUUUUUUUUUAAAUGACAUUUUUGUUUGUCCAGCUAAUUAAUUACCUUUAUAAUCACACUUGUGUUCUGUAAGUGAACUCAUCCCUGAUUGAAGGGCCGCCUUUUACCUAUUUAUGCACUAAUUAUUCAACUUUGGAUUCUCUAAUUCUGUAUCUUCGUAUUUAUUUGGCUGCUAGGAUAUUUGCUGAUUGCUGUUCUGUUGCCAGAGCUUCAUUAAAUAGGUAUACACCUACCUUUUUCUCAUUUAAGUGAAAGAGUGCAAAUGGAAGCUUUAUAGGAUGUGAUAUUCACUCGAAGGAUAUAUUAAAAUGCUAUGCCAUUGACUUAGACUGAAAGCAUUUCUUAAGCCACUAAGAAUAGUUAAAUAUGUAGUGAAAAUCAAUUUUGUUUUAAUCGUAGAUUCAGGCAUUUUUAAAAAAAAAAUAAUUGAUGCUAAUCAUUCUUCGUUACAAAGUAUUUAUGACCGUGUUUCACCCACCAAAUCGUAAUAUCCAGAAUUAGGGACAUGAUGCCAAUUUGAAGCUAAUACAUUUUUAUAAAGCACCACUGUAAUUUCUUUGCUUUUGCACUCCAUUCCCCCAUUAAAGAAGCCCAGGAUCCCACAUGUCUUAUUCGCCACUUCCUCAAGCAGCACAACAAUUUUGAAAGUUUGUGUACGGAUAGAUUCAGGUCCUUCCUUCUGUCAUAUGCCACUGUUUGAAUUCAACAUUAGAUUUUAUUGAAACAGAAUGACUCUUGAGUAGUCUUAAUUGACCUUUAUUUCUUCCAGGCCAUGUAACCAUUUUAAGAUAAACAAGAAUAAGCUCUGAUCCCAUUGCUGCAUCAGACAACUUAGGAUGACUCCUUCUCAGAAUCUGUUCCCAGUGCAUUUGAGCUGGUAGCCUAGAGCAUUAUGCACCUGUGUGGUUUGAUGUAAAUGAGCAAAUGACUUCGGUGAAACCAAUUAAAUCCUGUUUAACUGUAUUUCCCAACUUAUUCAGUGUCCUAUUAUCAUCAUCUCAGCCCCUGAAUUCCUUUUCGCAGUAUAAUACUACCACAUAAGUGAUUAACUUUCUUAAGGCUUCUGUGCUCCCUCUCUCAUUUCCAGGUUAAAGGUGCAAUAACAGAAACAAAAUGCUGGAGAAACACUCUAAUCUGGCAGCAUCCAUUAGGAGAGGAGCAGAGUUAAUGUUUGAAGUCCAAAGAUGACUACAGAAUUAUUCCACAGAUGAGUUUUUGGACUCGACAUUAACUCUGUUUCUCUAUCCACGGGUGCUGUCAGAUCUGCUGAGUUUCUCCAGCACUUAUCAUUUUUUUUUAGAUUCGAGUAUCCACUGCAUUUUGCUUUUACUAAAAGGUGCAGCAAAUUCUGUUACUAUUCUCAGGUUUGUGUUGGAAUCUGAGUCACUCUGAACCCUAAUAAAUUGCUUACUUUUAAAAAUGCAUUUUGUCUAUAGAAUAGUUAAAUUGUCACCAGUCUGUUUGUUACCUGAAGGUCCUCAAGUUUGUAAGUUUCGAACACUUCAGUGACAUGAAUUUGAAUGCAACAAGUUAAUUCCAUGUAUUUACAUGUGGUGCUCCACCUAGUGGUGGUUAUGGCCACAAAUGCAGCCUUUUAAUUUGAUGUGCUGUGAUGGCAAAAGGUUAAACUUGUGCUCAGCACGUUUUGCUGCAGCAUCGGUAAAGUAAUAUUUUGACCAGUUUUGUUUUGUUUAGAAGUCUUUAUUGACUUUCAAUUUCAAUUAAGCUUGUGAUAUCAAAAAGCCGUCCAUACUUGGUAGCUAUUCUAUAGAUUUCUGCAUGUCUUCUCCUUUCUAGAUGCUCAAUUGCUCGCAGUGUUAAAGGUUAGCCUUAAAGUUCACGUUCCUAUAUAAAUAGCUAAUUAGUAGGCAAUGAAUUAUAUCCUAUUUUUAAAAAAUGGCUGUAUAUGUAAGGAUGAUAAUUUACCUUAUUUUGUGUGGAACACCUCUUUAUUGUAUUGUGAAGAUGCACAACUAGCCAGAAACCUAAAUAUUUGGUGCCUUUGACAAAUUUCACUGAAGACAAAUUGUUUUUUCUUGUGCAAAUUGGUUACAGUGUUUCCUUCAAAAUAGCAGUAGCUGCACUUCAUAAAGUACUUCAUUGUUUGAAAAGAAAUGAGAUCAUGAAGAUGCUUUACAAGUAAAAGUCAGUAGUUUUUUGCCUCCCAAGAAGCCAUUUUGGUUGCUAUUCUUUCUUAACUAUUCAAGGAAGUGUUUGCAUUUCAGACUCCUUAAGCAAACACCAUUUUGUAAUUUCACCAACAUGCAAACAUUUUCUUUCAGCUCUUAACCUAGAGUUCUAGUUGAACAUAACAUGAGAAUUUCGUAAAAAAAAAAAUUUGUGCCAGCUCAUUGUUAAAAAUAGGUUAAGCUUUAUACAUUGUUUUAGCCUCUUUCAAACCAGAGUGGUUGUUUUUACAACUAAAAUAUUUGUAACACAACUAUUGAACAUAUUUUUAAUUUUUAAAACUGUAAGAUUGAAACUAGCUAUUGAAAAAUGUUCACAAUAUGUUAACAUUACUUUUAAAUUCUGUUUUACUCAUGGGUAACAUUUAUGUGAAAUU